AUGAACGAUUACACAAGGUAUCGCCUUCGUAAUUUGGACUUUACAACUAGGGAAACACUUCUUAAAACCCUCAUUCCACAGAUACGGUAUGUCCAAUUUAAUGCCGCUCAUCUUUAUCAAGCUAUUGUCGACGCAGGCAACCGUGCCGACUGGUCAGAAUUAGCUGAAUUUCGCUCUGCUCGCUCAAAAAUUACACGCAGAAAACAUUUAUGGAGCUUCUUAAGUUUCAUGUUACGUUGGAACGUACCAGACACGGUGUACGACAAAUACUGCCAACGCUCAUAUGACAAAGCUCUUACUUUAACAACUCCGGUUAAAACUUAUCAUGAGUUGCUCCAACUCCUUCGCGAACUUGACGCCUUACCUUACUUGAGACCUAAUUUUGAUACGGUCAUAGUACAACUCUUAAGAACCGCGUUCCUGCACAAACCAAUCCAUAAAGUUAUCAAACAAAUCCACAAAGAAACCACAUCUUAUUGGGAUUUCUGUUACGUUUUCGAUUCAAGCUUUUAUGAAUUGGUUCCACCUAACAUUAAAGGUAAACCAUGUCGCCGUCCUCCUGUCCAUCACUUUUUAAGGAAUGGUUUACCACGUUGUUAUCGGGACUUACCCACCACUCCCACACCAAUUGCCGCCACUGCGCUUAAACCCAUUACACAUAUUCCUGAUACAAAUCAUCAACUUAUCGUUAGUACUCUGGACUUAGAAACAACUCCUGACACAGCUCCAGAAACACUCAAAGACAUUAUUGAUGAAAACAAAGCACAGAAACUUGAAAUCACAUCUUCACCUGCACGUCCAGAUAAGCACAGAGUCAAUAUCAACCGGACUGCUCCUUUUCCACCAAAUCGGCCUCUUUCUAAAACCGCUAUGGCCGCUGAAUUAGCUAUCACCAACAGCACAACGGGAUUGCUGGGACUUGGUACGAUGGCACUCACUACUAGUCAUCGCCACAGUCCACCUUGUGUUGUCUUUAAGAAACCCGACCCCCGGGGUAUCGUGUAUAACUCUCGUGACAUCAAUUACAGACACGUUAGAGAGUAUUACCGGGAAUCACCGACUUUGCAGCCUUUAAGUCACGAAUUAUCCAGCGCUUACAAUCAAUUGCGCAUUUACUUUGCCACAUAUAAAUGGCCUACUACUUUUUUUGACACCAGUUGGGCAUUAUUCAUUCCAAAAAAUUGUCCAUUGAAAUUACAUACAUUAUCAAAUUUUUUUUCAGUGGGGUGCGGAGAGGGUACCGCCUUAUCACAAGGCACCUUUUAA
Molecule: messenger RNA, 1266 nt
Organism: Lodderomyces elongisporus
Lineage: Eukaryota; Fungi; Ascomycota; Pichiomycetes; Serinales; Debaryomycetaceae
Exons: 2
Coding region: 1-1266 (421 amino acids)
Source: RefSeq, a predicted model, not a curated record